Haplochromis burtoni (Burton's mouthbrooder) is the source of this 2605-nucleotide messenger RNA. It is a transcript of the gene chrna10a, whose product is annotated as cholinergic receptor, nicotinic, alpha 10a. Gene Ontology annotation, cellular component: postsynaptic membrane; neuron projection; synapse. The record is from RefSeq and is a predicted model, not a curated record. The transcript has 6 exons. Gene Ontology annotation, biological process: monoatomic ion transmembrane transport; chemical synaptic transmission; nervous system process. Bases 852 to 2243 code for a protein of 463 amino acids. Gene Ontology annotation, molecular function: acetylcholine-gated monoatomic cation-selective channel activity; transmembrane signaling receptor activity. NCBI's taxonomy places the organism in Eukaryota, Metazoa, Chordata, Actinopteri, Cichliformes, Cichlidae.
GUAGGUGGGGACCACCAGCACCCGGAAGAGAAAGUCGAGGAGGACAGUGUUGUGAUUGCUACAGCAUAUAUAUUUCGACAUAAUGCAAAUUAUGUAUUAUGUAAUUAUUAUCUUUAAAAAAAAAAAAAUCAUUGGCCAGAUUUAGCCCGAAGACAAGGAGCGAGAAAUGUGUUAUUAUUUGUUUGUUAGUUGCCGGUAGUUCUCCGUGGUGCUGAAUCACAGCAAACAGGGGGACUGUUCUUAUUAUCAUUAAUUCGCCACCAAAACCCCAUCAAAGAUAAUACACAACACCACCUUUAACUCGCCGUGUUUGUGCAGGGUGUACACGUGGUCGUAUCAGCUGGAUUCGUUCUGUCCCGCCCCUUCCCGAGCGCUUGUUGGGCUUGUACAGCACCGGAUUACAUCGCUGCUGACUUCCCCCAUCGGUGUGUUUUUGUAAAGACUAUUUUCGGCGAAUAAAACGUGUUUGGGGACAGAGCAGUUCAAAUGGUUCUCGGAUGGAGGGCAUUUGCUUCAGCAAGAUGAAACAAUGGCGAAUCCAGACUUUAUUCCGCUGGCUGCUGUGUGUCGGUAUUUUGCCGACUGUUUCCCGCAAUCCGCAAACUUGUUGCCAGCUGUUUGGGGAUUUUGCUGUCAUCAUAAUCCUGUAGACCUUCUUUGCAUCCAGCUCAGAGGCUUUAUUGAAACAGGACUCGAGGUUAACAUCUGCUUGUUGGUGUGCUCAUGGAAGAUAUGCUCAGAAACUCCUAAAGGAUUUGUUCACAAACUACACUAGCGCACUGAGGCCUGUAGAGGACACAAACACCAUCCUGAAUGUAACUCUACAGGUUACACUCUCCCAGAUAAUUGACAUGGAUGAGCGAAACCAAAUUCUAACUGCAUAUUUAUGGAUACGGCAAGUGUGGUUUGAUGCACACCUUAAAUGGAAUAAAGAUGAUUAUGACGGCCUUGAUACCAUCCGCAUACCGGGUAGUUAUGUAUGGAGACCUGAUAUAGUUCUCUAUAACAGCGCAGAUGAUCAUUUCACUGGUCCCAUGGACACCAAUGUGGUGAUUCGACAUGAUGGACAGAUAAUGUGGGAUUCUCCAGCAAUCACUAAGAGCUCAUGCAAAGUGGAUGUGUCUUUCUUCCCCUUUGAUGCGCAGCAAUGCCGGUUCACCUACGGCUCCUGGACCUACAACGGUAACCAGCUUGACAUCCUUAAUGCAAUGGAGAGUGCUGACCUGGCUGACCUGGUGGAAAACGUUGAGUGGGAGGUGCUUGGUAUGCCGGCUAAGAAGAGCAUUGUUCUUUAUGGUUGCUGUGCUGACCCUUACCCAGAUGUGACAUACACACUGAAACUUAAGAGGAAAGCAUCCUUCUAUGUCUUCAACCUGCUCAUACCAUGUGUGAUGAUCUCUUUUCUGGCACCACUUGGUUUCUACCUUCCUGCUGACUCUGGAGAGAAGGUGUCAUUGGGUGUCACAGUGAUGCUGGCACUCACUGUCUUUCAGUUACUAGUUGCAGAGAUCAUGCCCCCCUCUGAGAAUGUACCACUAAUUGGAAAAUAUUACAUUGCAACAAUGACAAUGAUUACAGCCUCCACUGCUCUGACCAUAUUUGUCAUGAACAUACACCACUGUGGCCCUGAUGCCAAGCCUGUUCCCAAAUGGGCCAAGAAAGUCAUUCUGCAGUACAUGGCCAGAAUGUGCUUUGUUUAUGAAGUUGGGGAGAACUGCAUGUCACCUCAGCCAGAGAAACAGGAGCCUCCUCCUGUACAGAACACCAACUGCACCAUGAAUGGUCAGGCGGGACCGGGCAGAGAGGACUGCAUCUUCAGAAUGGAGAGAGGACAAGAGAUAGUGGGACCUAUGCCCACAGAGGAAAAAGAAGACAUGGAUCAGAUGCUGUCUCCUAUAGGCUCAAUCGGGAAGAACCCUACUAGCAACUACAGCUCUUGGAAGAAUGGCAUUUUUGCAAGCCUGGACUGUGGUGACUCAGGGGAGGGGAGGAGAUGCAGGAAGGGAGGAGUGAGUGAUGGAGAGAAAAAAGACAGAGAGAUUUCCUGCAGCAUCCAAAGCAAUGAAACACAGCUCUUGCGUAACAUAGAGUAUAUAGCCAACUGCCACAGAGAUCAGAGGGCCACGCAGAAAAGGACUGGAGAGUGGAAGAAGGUGGCCAAAGUUUUAGACCGCUUCUUCAUGUGGAUUUUUUUCAUUAUGGUGUUUUUCAUGAGCCUUCUCAUCAUGGGCAAAACCAUAUAACUGCAGACCUUUUCAGAAGGUUUGGUGACAGCAUGAAAUGCCGUUAAUAGCAUAAAGAUCAUUCCAGGUUAGGACAGGAAUAAUCCAGUAUUAUCAGAUUCUGUAAAAGUUUCUCAUAUUUCCAGGAAUGUUUGAGAUUUCACCUACUAUUACAAACCUUUUUGUGAGUAGAAUUAAAUCUUUGAUAAAGUUGUUGUUUAUGGACUUUCUCCCCUUGCUAUGUGAAAGUUAUUCCACUCACCCAAGAAGUGGGAAGUUCUUUUGUCAAAUCUAUAUAUUUUAUGAUAAUGAUAUUUUUUCAGUUGUUCACUAUUGAGUUCUUCUUUUAAAAAAUAAAAUACAGAUUAAUUUCUAUACAGGAA